Ogataea angusta is the source of this 1233-nucleotide messenger RNA. RefSeq lists its product as uncharacterized. The coding region runs from base 1 to 1233 and encodes 410 amino acids. Gene Ontology annotation, molecular function: protein serine/threonine kinase activity; ATP binding. The record is from RefSeq and is a predicted model, not a curated record. Lineage: Eukaryota; Fungi; Ascomycota; Pichiomycetes; Pichiales; Pichiaceae. Gene Ontology annotation, biological process: maturation of SSU-rRNA; protein phosphorylation. The transcript has a single exon. Gene Ontology annotation, cellular component: cytosol; nucleus; preribosome, small subunit precursor.
AUGAAGUUGGACACUAUUCACAUGCGUUAUCUCAAUGCGGACGACUGGCGAGUACUCCAGGCCGUCGAAAACGGGUCUCGAAGCCACGAGGUUGUGCCCACGAAGCUGAUCGGGCAGAUAGCGAACCUCAAGACAGGGAUGGGCUCUGCCAACCGGGCCAUCUCUGAUCUUGCGAAACUGAACCUCAUCUCAAAGCUGAGAAACGCCAAAUACGACGGGUAUCGCUUGACAUACAACGGAUUCGACUAUCUAGCUCUCAAGACCUUUGCGCAGAAAAAAACCUUGGUCGAGCUAGGGAGCACUAUAGGUGUUGGUAAGGAGUCGGAUAUCUAUGCUGGAAAGGACGGCCAGGGCAACGAAAGAGUGCUGAAGAUCCACCGAUUGGGAAGAGUUUCUUUCCGCACAGUGAAAAAUAAGCGAGAUUACCUCCGGAACAAGGAAGCUCAGAGCUGGAUGCAUCUGUCGAAGCUGGCAGCAGAAAAAGAGUACGAGUUUAUGACGAUAUUGUAUGAGAAUGGGUUUGAGAUUCCGCGGCCGCUGGACCAUUCGCGUCAUUGCGUUGUCAUGGAGCUGGUGGUGGGCUUUCCGAUGCGGCAGCUUCGCGAGCAUUUCCAAUACAAAAAGCUAUACUCGCAGCUGAUGCAGUUUAUGGUGAAAUUAGCCAACCAUGGUUUAAUUCACUGCGACUACAACGAGUACAACAUUAUGAUCAAAGAGGACGGCUCUUACGACCCGGCCACAGAGCCUGGGUUUCUCGUGAUCGACUUCCCGCAGUGUAUAUCCAUCAACCACGUGGACGCAGAGUUCUACUUCAAGCGGGACGUGGAGUGCAUCAGACGGUUUUUCAAGCGCAGAUUUGGGUACUCGCCAAAGGACGACUCGAUGAUGCUGGACACGGACGGCUACGGCGAUGGCUUCAGACACGCAUAUCCCGUUUUCAGCAGAGACGUGCAAAGACUAGGCGAUUUGGACAUGCAGGUGAAGGCGUCUGGCUACAGGAGCGAGAAGAAGACAGAGUUGGAAGACGCGCUGGGAAGCAUGAAACGGGACUACGACGGGACUGAGGAGGACGAGGAGGAGGAAGAGGAAGAAGAGGAGGAGUAUGGGUCGGAGCUUGAGUUUUCGGAGUCUGAGUCGGACACGGACUCUGUUAACGAAAAAAUCGUGCAGGCCCUGGUGGACGGAGAAGAACUGGAAACUGAUAAGUUUGGAAAUUACAUAUUGAAAAAGUAA